Orbicella faveolata is the source of this 599-nucleotide messenger RNA. RefSeq names its product ubiquitin-like protein 4A. Gene Ontology annotation, biological process: post-translational protein targeting to endoplasmic reticulum membrane; tail-anchored membrane protein insertion into ER membrane. NCBI's taxonomy places the organism in Eukaryota, Metazoa, Cnidaria, Anthozoa, Scleractinia, Merulinidae. Gene Ontology annotation, cellular component: BAT3 complex. The record is from RefSeq and is a predicted model, not a curated record. Gene Ontology annotation, molecular function: protein-folding chaperone binding.
GCUGUCUGUUUUCUGUUUCCAACACCGCGGAAGUCGAAGAAUUUGCUUGAAAUUUCCGUCUUCUCCCUUACAAAAUAUUAAGUUGGAUAUGCAGAUUACCGUAAAAAUAUUGAAUGGCCAAGAAGUAAGACUGGAGGUCUCUGAAAAUGAGCAGAUCUCACUGGUAAAACAGCUUGCGUCUGAAAAACUUGAUGUGCCUGUGGAACAGCAAAGAUUAGUAUUUAAAGGGAAAACUUUAGCAGAUUCUUCCACCUUACAAGAGCAUCAGAUUACUGAAGGGAGCAAACUUCACCUAUCCGUACGAAAAUCAGGCCAUGGUGCCAGUAGUGGAAAUCCUGAAGACUUUUUUGGACUGCUCAAGGAAGUAAUCAGAGGUCACUUCAGUGAGCAAGAUACUGAGCGAGUGAUGCAGAAAUUUAGAGAGGACUUUAAGACAUGGGUAUGGUCUCUCAGUCUCGAUGACAUUGAACGCAUGGCAGCGCUUCAUUUGAACGAGUCAACAGAGUCUGCUUCUUGUUAAUAUUGUGUACCAAGGCUUGCUUGAAAACAUUUGGUGAGUGGUUAAAAGUCCAUCUGAAACCAGGAGUCAAAUGGAAGCA